Laetiporus sulphureus 93-53 is the source of this 1632-nucleotide messenger RNA. RefSeq lists its product as uncharacterized. NCBI's taxonomy places the organism in Eukaryota, Fungi, Basidiomycota, Agaricomycetes, Polyporales, Laetiporaceae. The record is from RefSeq and is a predicted model, not a curated record. The transcript is spliced from 3 exons. The coding region runs from base 356 to 1420 and encodes 354 amino acids.
CGGUACUGAAGCCUCUCAUUGGACCGGAGUCGCGGUUUUCGUGCCCCCUUCUUUGAAUGACGCCCAAUCAGCACGAGGCUGGUCCCACGGGAAGACGACACAUCCUCCGCUCUCCGUCCUCUGUCUGUCCGGUUUCACUUUGAGGCAGGCCAUCUGCGUGUGCAGGCGUACGCAGGCCAACCGUUGACGGUUAUAUUCUCUCAUUUGCGUCGCUCCUUCUCACGAACUCACGCCGUGCGUCCCCCUUCACCUACGACUGGACUUCUGCCAGGAGGAGCAGUGCUCCGUCUCUGUCGCUCGACCGUCUGUACGCACCAAAGCCCUUUCAAUCUACGUCUACGAAGCACUGUGUACGAUGAACGCCGGACAACGUGAAGACAGACAUUGGUCGCAGACCUUGCCUCCACAUACCGCCCUUACCUUCGCUGCGGUCUAUGACCCAGUGGAAGGCUUGAUCACCUUCUCCGGGGCGCAUCUGCUAGAAACGGAUCGCUGUGACCGAGUUGUGGUCAACACGCGGCGGCCUGUUGCAUUUCCGCGUCGGGAUGAUGGGGACAACCGGUCGCAAGCGUUGACGAUCGACUUGAUCGCCCGUCCGUCCGUGGACGGAACACGUUCCACUGCACGAGUCCUACACGAUACAAUGAGCUGCGCGCCUUCGGCAUGGCCUUAUGAUGCGCAGACGGAUACGGAUACCAUGCUGGAUUCGCAGUACCUACCUACGUGGCUCGGCGUCUCUCGAGGCCUCAGCACGGGCCUCAAUAGUCCUGCUAUUGCAUCUUCUGCUGCACUCACAGCUGUCUUCCAUGACGCCGAGUCACUCCGCGCUCUGCGCCAACAUCUCAGAGGGAUGCAAUGGAAGUGUAUGCCCGUACCACGCAACGGCUCCCCGUGUUGCGGGUCAGACGAGGAUCAUGUAACGGAUGAAGGAUUUUUUGAAGCAAGGCAUAUGUGUGCCGAUGACGGUUCGAGCAUUCCCGUGCUGGUCAACCUGAAUCUGCAAUCAGCGUUCUCGGUGACCACCACUUCGACCAACAACUACAUCGAGGUCGACUUUCCUUCCGAUUUCGAGAUGACAGGCGACGGACAGUCCUCGUGGGAGACGCUCUACGACGCGGAUAAUCACUUUUGUAUGAAUAUGCCAUCUAUGGAAGGGAGGAGACGGUUGCGAAAGCCACGUAGCCCUCCUCGGCCUCCAUCGACUCUGCCUGCAGAUCCCGCGGAGGUGCUAGCGCGACAACAGUACAACCAUCUUCAUCCCUCAGGAACGCCUCCGCCGUCUCCGGCGUCGACUCUGAGGAAGAAGGCGUCCAUCGCAAAGGCGAGGGCGCUGUUGGAUAAAUUGGGCAAGAUUGUUAAAAAUGAGAGUGGAGACGAAUCGGGCUGGGUGUGUGUUGACGUGACGCCAAAGAGGGCAUGAAAUGUUGUAUAGGACAAUAUCGAAAUCUUCUGUAUCAAUAGGGACUUUCUGGGUGACUUCUCGGUAUUCUUUUCUUUACUUGGGAGGAAUCGGGGUGGGGUCUUGAUUGGGUCUUUCUCGGGGGGGUUCUGUCUACUAACGUUCGGGGAUUACUGUUGGGCUUACAUAGGGAACAAUGUACUCACCUAAUGAAAAGGUACUGAAUGUAGAGA